This is a messenger RNA of Micromonas pusilla CCMP1545, 1098 nucleotides long. RefSeq lists its product as uncharacterized. Gene Ontology annotation, molecular function: chloride channel activity. The coding region runs from base 1 to 1098 and encodes 365 amino acids. NCBI's taxonomy places the organism in Eukaryota, Viridiplantae, Chlorophyta, Mamiellophyceae, Mamiellales, Mamiellaceae. The record is from RefSeq and is a predicted model, not a curated record. The transcript has a single exon.
AUGGAUAGACCGCCGAGCUCUCGCCAAAGGUCGCGCGCGCGCUCCCGCGACCCCGUCUCGAAACUCGCGGUCUCGACCACACGCCGCGCCGAACGGACCGCGCGCGCGAUGAUGCGCGCGGCGGCGUGGACGACGGCGCCGACGCCGACGCCCGCGGCGGGCGUCCGUCCGUUCGCGCGCGCGCGAAAAACAACGACGAGAGCGCUGCCGCUCAUCCAAGCCGCGCACCGUCAGCAUCAUCGUCGUCGUCGUCCUCCUCCUCCUCUCUCGGACGAGCCGCGCGCGCGUCGGCGACGCGCGUCCGCGACGACGCGCGCCGUGACGACGCGCGAGGACGAAGCCGCGACGGCGACGGCCGACGACGACGACGGCGGCGACGCCGCGGACGCGGCGUCCUCCUCGCCCGUCGAGCGCGAUGAAAACGACAUCGAGUGCAUCGCGUGGGGCGCGGGCGCCUACGACCCCGGCCUCGACGAGAGCCUCCUCUCGGAAUCGCGCUGCGACCUCACUACCGCGGUCAAGUUCCGACGCGACGCGGAGUGGCGCGAGUACCAGAGCCCUUCGCGGUACUUCCAGCAGCUGACGACCAUCAACGGCAGCGUCGUCGCGCGUCGCGUCGCGGCGCCGGCGAUCGCCGUCGCGGCGUGGGCCGCCGCGGUCGCGUUCGCGGUCAAAUCCGGGCUCGCGUGGACCGCGGGGAUGACAGCGGCGGCGGCGACCGCGACGCCGUUCUUGUCCGUCGUCGGCGGCGCGGUGUCGCUGCUCAUCGGGUUUCGAACGAACGCGGCGUACGGACGGUUCUGCGACGCCGCGGACUCCUUCGCCGACGUUCUCGGGAGCGUUCGGAAUCUGUCGCGGAAGCUCGCGGUGUGGUGCCCGGAGGCGGACCGCGCGCGCAUGGCCGCGCUCGUCGCCGCGCUGCCUUGGGCGGUGAAAGCGCGAGGGCAGGGCGUGGAGGGGUCCGCGGACGCGACGAUGCGGUUGCGGAGGAUUCUCACGCCGACGGGGCAGUUUGAAUCGAUCGAACCGACGGGCAACGUCCCCGCGCAGGCGCGUUCUCCUUACACUGGUUCCCAUACGACCGCGUCGGCGUGGUGA